Messenger RNA from Zeugodacus cucurbitae (melon fly), 3297 nucleotides. RefSeq lists its product as uncharacterized. The record is from RefSeq and is a predicted model, not a curated record. Gene Ontology annotation, biological process: proteolysis. Gene Ontology annotation, molecular function: metallocarboxypeptidase activity; zinc ion binding. Lineage: Eukaryota; Metazoa; Arthropoda; Insecta; Diptera; Tephritidae.
GAUAAGCGAACGCAGAGUAUAAAAAUUGAGGGCUCAGCAUUUCCGUCGUUUAGUGUUUGGCUGCUCGCGUUUGACGUGUUCAUAAAAAAUCAAAGUGAAAAAUUCAAUAAGUAAAACGACAGCAACGUAAGUUGUCGCAGCCGCACACCGUGCGUCCUUCAGCCACAAUUGUUCAUUCACAUCAUUACUAAUAUUGAAGCAUCAUCACCAACAAAAUGCUACGCUGCCAGUAUGGCAUAUUUAGCUUGUUUGUGCUUUUCGCGCUCACAAAUGCUUUCGAUAUCAGCAGCAUGGAACCCGUUGCCGAUAAACACAUACAAACCGGAAAUCGUAUGCUCUACGAAAGGGAAAUCAACGCGAACAUUUCGCAAGCGGAGGCAGCACAAGAGGAUGCCGUCGAUGGUGUGCUCGAUGUAAAUGAGAUACCAGUGAGUUUUGAUGAUGCACAACUGUGGCGUAUCUAUAAUAUAUCAGAGCAUAUGCAGAACAACAUGCCAUUGGCCGAGAUGUUGGAGAGGCAAUUCGGUGGCGUUGUUUGGAAGGAAAAUCCAAAAUUUCUUGAUAUCUCCAUCAAUAAGGAGAACUUGAAAGCAGCACGCAGCUAUCUCAGUGAGCACAACAUCGACAAAGAGGUCAUGCAUACGAAUAUACAGGAGCUGAUCGAUGCUAGUGAAUUAGAGGGCAUCAAGGCGUCACAAGCGGAGGCGGGUAGCCGUAUAAAGAAACAAACACGAAGCGGAAUGCAUUGGAGGGACUACCAAGAUUUACAAGUGAUUUAUGCGUUCAUGCGUGAAAUACGCACAAAGUUUCCAAAGAUCUGUCGUUUGUACUCUAUUGGAAAGACGGUGGAGGGACGUGAUCUGAGGGUGUUGAGAAUCUCGGAGAACCCACGAGAGUACAAAAAGAUCUGGAUCGAUGGUGGCAUACAUGCACGCGAGUGGAUCAGUCCGGCAACUGUUACUUACAUCAUUUAUCAGCUAUUAUCGAAUUGGAAUCGGCAACCGGCGUAUUUAAAGCAACGGACUUGGUACUUUAUGCCCGUUAUGAAUCCCGAUGGCUACGUCUACAGUCGCAAAGUGAAUAGAAUGUGGCGUAAGAACCGCGCACCUUUGUCCGAUCCAAACUGUUUCGGUGUCGAUGAAUCGUAAUUUUAAUAUUUGAAUCGUAAUUUUAAUAUUAAUUGGAGUGGACCUGGUUCAUCGACUAAUCCGUGCAGCGAAAUAUAUCGUGGCGUAUCACCCGCCUCUGAAUUGGAAACGAAAGCGGUCUCGCGUUUCCUAUUGCGUCGCAGACGUAAUCUAGAAGCUUAUUUAACUUUUCACAGCUAUGGUCAAAUUAUCGCCUAUCCUUGGGCUUACAAACGAGAGAAAGUUAGGAACUUUGCGGAGUUGCAAAGGAUCGGCGAUACGGCCGUACGGCGCAUUAAGGAAAAGACCGGCACUGAUUAUCGUUGCGGUGUGACAAAUUCAAUAAUGAGUGUUGCCGGUGGCGGUUCGGAUGAUUGGUCGCGUGCAAAGGCUUUUGCGAAAAUUGUUUACACCAUCGAAUUGCGUGAUACCGGAAGUAGGGGGUUCCUACUAGACCCACCGCAAAUUCUCCCAACUGCCGAGGAGGGCUGGACCAUUGUAGACACUGUAGCACGGAAUGUUGGACAAAAUGGUUGUCGCAGCCGCACACCCAUCAUCACCAACAAAAUGCUACGCUGCCAGUAUGGCAUUUUUAGCUUGUUUGUGCUUUUCGCGCUCACAAAUGCUUUCGAUAUCAGCAGCAUGGAACCCGUUGCCGAUAAACACAUACAAACCGGAAAUCGUAUGCUCUACGAAAGGGAAAUCAACGCGAACAUUUCGCAAGCGGAGGCAGCACAAGAGGAUGCCGUCGAUGGUGUGCUCGAUGUAAAUGAGAUACCAGUGAGUUUUGAUGAUGCACAACUGUGGCGUAUCUAUAAUAUAUCAGAGCAUAUGCAGAACAACAUGCCAUUGGCCGAGAUGUUGGAGAGGCAAUUCGGUGGCGUUGUUUGGAAGGAAAAUCCAAAAUUUCUUGAUAUCUCCAUCAAUAAGGAGAACUUGAAAGCAGCACGCAGCUAUCUCAGUGAGCACAACAUCGACAAAGAGGUCAUGCAUACGAAUAUACAGGAGCUGAUCGAUGCUAGUGAAUUAGAGGGCAUCAAGGCGUCACAAGCGGAGGCGGGUAGCCGUAUAAAGAAACAAACACGAAGCGGAAUGCAUUGGAGGGACUACCAAGAUUUACAAGUGAUUUAUGCGUUCAUGCGUGAAAUACGCACAAAGUUUCCAAAUAUCUGUCGUUUAUACUCUAUUGGAAAGACGGCGGAGGGACGUGAUCUGAGGGUGUUGAGAAUCUCGGAGAACCCACGAGAGUACAAAAAGAUCUGGAUCGAUGGUGGCAUACAUGCACGCGAGUGGAUCAGUCCGGCAACUGUUACUUACAUCAUUUAUCAGUUAUUAUCGAAUUGGAAUCGGCAACCGGCGCAUUUAAAGCAACGGACUUGGUACUUUAUGCCCGUUAUGAAUCCCGAUGGCUACGUCUACAGUCGCAAAGUGAAUAGAAUGUGGCGUAAGAACCGCGCACCUUCGUCCGAUCCAAACUGUUUCGGUGUCGAUUUGAAUCGUAAUUUUGAUAUUAAUUGGAGUGGACCUGGUUCAUCGACUAAUCCGUGCAGCGACACAUAUCGUGGCGUAUCACCCGCCUCUGAAUUGGAAACGGAAGCGGUCUCGCGUUUCCUAUUGCGACGCAGACAUAAUCUAGAAGCUUAUUUAACUUAUCACAGCUAUGGUCAACUGAUCACCUAUCCGUGGGCUUACAAACGGGAGAAAGUUAGGGACUCUGCGGCGUUGCAAAGUGUCGGCGACACGGCCGUACAGCGCAUUAUCAGUAAGACCGGCACUGUUUAUCGCAGCGGUGUAACAAAUUCGCUAUUGAGUGUUGCCGGUGGCGGCUCGGAUGAUUGGUCGCGUGCAGCGUGUAAUGUGAAAUAUGUUUACACCGUCGAAUUGCGUGAUACCGGCAAAGAUGGUUUUAUACUACCGCCAGAUCAAAUUCGUGGAACUGCCGAGGAGGGAUGGAUCAUUGCAAAUACUGUAUCACAGGCUGUUCGACGGUAAUAUAAUUUAUUUCUAUUUGAGUAUUUCUAAAUAAUGUAUAUAUAUGUAAGUGUAUGUGUGUGUGUGAAAUUUUUUGAGUUAUGUACGUGUGAAUGUUAAAAAAUAUAUAUACAGAUAUUUAAAAAAAGAACUAUGUGCAUAUGUACUACAUAAUAUUUCCUUUUCGAAAAUCAAUAAA